AGACGCUUACGUACUUGCCAACCUUGUCAAUCGCACGUCAUUUCAUAGCUGUUGGGAAACCCCGGCACAAUGCUGUUGCUAUUCGAGACAGCCGCUGGCUAUGCGCUUUUCAAAGUCCUUAAGGAAAAGAGGUUAGAAGAAGCGGAAGACCUUGCGGCGGACUUUCAGACGUUGGAUCAAGCCCAAAAGAUUGUGAAGCUGAAGGCAUUCAGCAAAUUCGAGAACACUACCGAGGCGCUUGCUGCUGCUACUGCUCUUGUUGAUAGUAAACUUGGCAAGGGACUGAAAAAGUUUCUCAAGAAGAAUGUAAAUGAGGAUGAGACGCUGGCGGUGCUGGAUAAAAAGCUUGGUGGCAUCGUCCAGGAAAAACUUGGCCUCAACGUGCUGUGGAGCAACCAAGUUUUGGAGCUAAGCCGCGGGAUCCGGAACCAGCUGACCGGCCUCAUCAGUGGCCUUGCGGGAGCGGACUUGCGGCCCAUGUCACUGGGCCUCAGCCACAGCUUGUCCCGCUAUAAGCUGAAGUUUAGCCCAGAGAAGGUUGAUACCAUGAUCGUGCAAGCCAUCGGCCUACUUGAUGACCUGGACAAGGAGUUGAACACCUACGCCAUGCGCGUACGCGAGUGGUAUGGCUGGCACUUCCCCGAGAUGACCAAAAUUGUCACCGAUAACAUCCAGUAUGCAAAAGCGGUGGUGUUCAUGGGCACGCGAGACCAAGUGCAGGGGUUGGACUUUUCGGGUAUCCUGGAGGAGGACGUGGAGGGGCAGCUCAAGGCCGCGGCGCAGGUGUCGAUGGGGACGGACAUCAGCGAGUCGGACCUGGACAACAUCAAGGACCUGGCCAACCAGGUGAUUGCGCUGUCCGAGUACCGUGGCCAGCUCUUCGAGUACCUCCGCAACCGGAUGAGCGCAAUUGCACCCAACCUGACGGUGCUCGUCGGCGAGCUCGUGGGCGCUCGCCUGAUUGCGCACGCGGGCAGUCUUAUCAACCUCGCCAAGCAGCCCGCCAGCACGGUGCAGAUUCUUGGUGCGGAAAAGGCGCUCUUCCGCGCCCUGAAGACCAAGCACGAGACUCCUAAGUAUGGGCUAAUUUAUCACGCGUCGUUGAUUGGACAGUCUGCGCCGAAGUAUAAGGGAAAGAUAAGCCGUGUGCUGGCAGCGAAGUGUGCCUUAGCGAUCAGGGUAGAUGCGCUGGGCGACACCAACGAUGCAACCGUGGGCGUGGAGGCGCGGCAAAAGGUCGAGGCGCGACUGCGUCAGCUUGAGGGCAAGCUUCUUGGCAGUGAGGCGGGUACGUCGAAGGGCAAGGAGCAGCCCGCGAAGUAUGAUAAAUCCCGACAAGGGGCCACACCAACGAUGGCAACGCAGCCGAAGGCUUACAACCCGGAUUCCGAUGUCAUCAACGGGACCCCAGCAGAAAAGAAGGAGAAAAAGGAGAAGAAGAAGAAGGCGGAGGAGGAGGCUCCGGCACCCGAGGAUGAGCAGCCGAAAAAGAAGAAGAAGGCAGCUGCACUGGAGUCCCCGGCUGUUGCUGAGGAACAACCAAAGAAAAAGAAGGCCAAGGUUGCGGAUGGGGAAGCGAACGGCCAGGAGGAGGAGAAGAAGGCGAAGAAGGAGAAGGAGGGAAAGAAGAAGAAGAAAACCGAGGAGUGAGCUGCCCCUGCUCUCCUUGGAUGCUGGAUUGGCAUAGGGCUACUGGGAUGUACGAUCGAGGGGAACAUGCACAUUGCAUAUUAGCAUAGCAUUGUUGCUGGCGGAGCAACGCAACAGGCGCUUGUGAAACCGCCGCUACAGGUCUUAGCGAAUUGGUGGUUGGGAACUUCUACGCGGCGUCGGGUAACAGCUGAGUUCAAUGGAACCGUAUUAGGCGUGUGCCAUGAACGGACACUGCUUGGGCCCUGGAUAACGGGCGGUAUCAUGUUUGAUCAGCUGGCAGGGCUUUGCUGGCUACCAGGGUACAAACUUGUUGGACAAAGCUGGUGGGUGAUGCAAGCUAAACCGAACAAGGAAAUGCAGCUCAGGUCAACGUGGGCCAGGCAUGCGGCGUCACAGACAACCGUAGAUUCAUGCAAAGGUUUCGUACUGUGCUUCGUUGCAGUCCUCGGGUUGGGGGGUAGCGAGGGCAUGACUGGCCACUCGCAUGACCUUGCGGGCGGUGAGGGGCGACCGAACGGGAAUUUUCAAGUGUUACCACAGUCUUUGGAAGCGGUACGGUUGUGGCCUGCCUGUUUGGUGAAGUUGGGUAAUGGAGUGGCUGCGGAAACACCGUGUCGGUGCAUGAGCCCAUCUAGGAUAGGGCGUCUGCAGCGCUCCAGGCUCUGGAUCCGCACACGUUUACCAGGACAAUCGCAAUGCCCUUUGCGCCAGUCCUGGAUGCGCUCUGCGGAUGGAAGAUGAUGCAGGUUGCUUCACUGUAACUACAGCAGGUGUU
Molecule: messenger RNA, 2428 nt
Organism: Volvox carteri f. nagariensis
Lineage: Eukaryota; Viridiplantae; Chlorophyta; Chlorophyceae; Chlamydomonadales; Volvocaceae
Exons: 9
Coding region: 70-1650 (526 amino acids)
Cellular component (GO): box C/D methylation guide snoRNP complex; small-subunit processome
Molecular function (GO): snoRNA binding
Source: RefSeq, a predicted model, not a curated record